Molecule: messenger RNA, 2563 nt
Organism: Agrilus planipennis (emerald ash borer)
Lineage: Eukaryota; Metazoa; Arthropoda; Insecta; Coleoptera; Buprestidae
Product: zinc finger protein 2 homolog
Exons: 7
Coding region: 266-2380 (704 amino acids)
Biological process (GO): regulation of DNA-templated transcription
Cellular component (GO): nucleus
Molecular function (GO): RNA polymerase II cis-regulatory region sequence-specific DNA binding; DNA-binding transcription factor activity, RNA polymerase II-specific; zinc ion binding
Source: RefSeq, a predicted model, not a curated record
UAAUAGACUCUAUGACUACGCGUCACGUUUUGUGUACAGUCAAUACAUUUGUGCUACUGUUUGUACGGUUAUGGCACGGUUUGCAUCCUUAUAUUCAUGAACAUAGGAACCACAAAAUCUGAUCACACAGACAAAUUCUUUGCGUAACUGUACAAGUGGUAAUGAGUGGUGGUCACAAUCGACCAGUGCAACAGUUCGCCAUUCGAGUAGUUUUUGUGUUUUUAAAAACGGUAUUGGGUUUUUGUGAGAAUCGUAUUUGAUUGACAUGGAUGUAAAACAGCAGGAUAAUGGACAAGUACAAACUCAAUUCGAUGUGAGCAAAAUAUGUCGCACGUGUCUAACAGCAAAAGGAGAAAUGCGAUCUGUUUUUCAAACCGAUGAUUCAAUCGGUCAAACUAGAUUAGCAGAAAUGAUAAUGGGCUUUACAAAUAUACAGAUUACUUCCGAAGAUGGUCUCCCGCCUGUAAUAUGUGUUCAGUGUGUACAUCAAGUUAGUCGUGCUUAUUCCUUCAAACAACUUUGUGAACAAUCUGAUAGUAGUCUGCGACAAUAUUUGGGUAAACCUUUGAUUAGUAAUAAACCAGUUAAACAAGUAAGUGAGAAUCAACAGAACACAGAUUUUUAUGCUUCUGCUCUACUUUUGGAUAAUUUUGGGUUGGAUGACUCUUCUAAUGAUAGUGAUGAUUCCUUUAAACAAGAUUUUCCAUUUUUGGAAACACCGGCCGUUAUUUCAUCAACAGAUGAAAAAAUUAUAGCACAGAGACAGCUUUUGGUAUCAACUAAACUGAGUAAAGGAAAACUAUCUAAAAAGAAACUAUUGGCCAAAAUUUCAGUAAAACCAGGUGUUAUAAAGCAGUUGAAACGUAAUUGUCAUCAGUGCAAUGUUUGUAAAAAGCAAUUUAUUAAUCUCAAAUCAUUUCGUAAGCAUCUAAGAACACACAUAGAAGAUAGACCUUAUAAAUGUAAACUUUGCCCACGGGGUUUUACAGAAGAAAAUUAUUUAAACAAUCACAUGAGGACACAUAUGCCUGAUGAACAAAAGCCACAUGAAUGUGAAAUAUGUAAAAAAAGAUUCAUUCAUGCCACUCUUCUAAACAAACAUAUGCUUAAGCAUACUGGAGAGAAACCGUUUGUCUGUAAGAUUUGUAACAAGGGAUGUUAUGCUGAAAAUAGUCUAUUGAAGCAUAUGAAAAUACAUGAAAAGAAAGAAGGUGAUCCUGCAUUACUCAAACAUAUCUGUGACUACUGUAGAAGUGAGUUUCCUGAUGCAACAACUUUAGAUGCUCAUAUUAAACAGCACACUGGAGAUCGACCUUUUCUAUGUACUGUUUGUGGAAAAUGCUUUCCCCAACGUUUCAAUUUGGAUCUACAUUUACGAACUCAUACAGGUGAAAGGCCAUUCACUUGCGAAAUAUGUAAAAACGGUUACGUUUCGAAAGCGAGUUUAAAGAUUCAUUUAAGAACUCACACAAAUGAACGACCCUUUGUUUGUGACUUUUGCGGAAAAGCUUUCAGACAGUCGGGGGACUUAACAAGUCAUAAAAGAUUGCAUGGUACUGAAAAACCAAUAGAAUGUUCGGUUUGUCAUAAAAGGUUUACUACAGUAAUGAAGUUGAAGUAUCAUAUGCGAAACCAUACAGGAGAGAGGCCUUACGUCUGUAGUGUUUGCGGCCGGGGCUUCACCGUUAAUACGAUUCUUUUAAGACAUAUGAGAGUUCAUUCGGGAGAGCGACCAUACGUAUGUGUUACAUGUGGAAAGGCCUUUUCACAAUCUAGUACUUUAAAUACUCACAUGAAGGUUCACGCCCCAUCUCCUAAAUAUACUUCUCAAGACAACACCAAACCGCGUUUGACGCAAUACGAGGUAUCAUCAAACGAACAAAAAUAUACCAGUGUCGUAGAUCAUCAGGCAGCCGUUUCGGCUCGUCUCAUGCAACCGAACGACAAUCGAAUGUUACAGCAUGAUGCACAGCAACGCAUGCUACAACAGCAGCAACAACAGCAACAAGAAAAUAGGAUGCUAGCAAGUGACGCUACUAGAAUGCUAUCGGACACCGUUCAUUUGCUCACGGACAAUCGAACAGGUUUGAUAGAUGAGCAUUCGGAACGAAGUCUCUUGAGUCACGUGGUUGAUCCACCCCGUCUUCUUGUUAAUGAUACUGCUCGGUUGCUCUCGACAAAUGAUUCUCGUCUAUUACCGAACAUUAACGACAAUACGCGACUGUUGACGAGCGUAACUGAUAAUCGACUGCUCGCAAAUGAUAACACGCGACUGUUAACUAAUGAAAACGCUCGCCACUUAGCGGUAAUAGAAAACUCGAGACUUCUCACCGAUAAAUACUUAACGAAUUACGAUCCAUACCACCGGGGUCAUCUAUAAAACUGCAUAUCAUCUAUAUGAUUUUUUGAAUGAAUGUGAAAGUAUUUUCUAAUAAAUAUGAUAAUAUAGAUAUUACCACAUUAACUUCAUUAAUAUCUUCAAUAUACAAGAGUAUUUUAAAUUUUAAGAACCAAAAGGAAGUCUAAAACUGAAAAGUAUUUUUAAUAAUGUGAACAAAUUUUA